Molecule: messenger RNA, 381 nt
Organism: Ilex paraguariensis (yerba mate)
Lineage: Eukaryota; Viridiplantae; Streptophyta; Magnoliopsida; Aquifoliales; Aquifoliaceae
Source: the annotation of a GenBank genome assembly
AUGGGAGAGGUGAAGAGCUGUGUGAAAGUGCACACAAAACUGACGGUGGUGUCCAGCACUCCAACCGGGUCGGGUAAGACCACAAUCUCAACCCUGGACCAUGCCAUGGGCCUCCACACGCUCCACAUCAUCUUUUAUUACUGGACCAACCCGUUUAAGGACGUUACGGGUCGAUUAACCCAAGGAGGAGAUGGUAACUGGGAGGUGAAGUGCAAUGAAACUGGGGUUAGGACGUUAAGGGCCAGCGUAGGGACCACCCUUGAUGAGUGGCUGAGAUCUGCCGAUGCGUCCGAAGAGCGAGAUCUGACGGUAUGGGAGGAUAUGCUUGAUAAUCCAAGUAUAUGGUCCCCAUUUCGUGUACAGGUAAUAUAUGUCUCUUAA